Messenger RNA from Neoarthrinium moseri, 1026 nucleotides. RefSeq lists its product as uncharacterized. The record is from RefSeq and is a predicted model, not a curated record. Gene Ontology annotation, molecular function: dioxygenase activity. Bases 1 to 1026 code for a protein of 341 amino acids. The transcript has a single exon. NCBI's taxonomy places the organism in Eukaryota, Fungi, Ascomycota, Sordariomycetes, Amphisphaeriales, Apiosporaceae.
AUGCCUUCCGCCACUAGCACGUCCUCGUUCUAUCUCCCACUUGUCGACAUCUCGCCAUUUUUAGAAGAUAGUCAGUCUCCUGCAGCUCAAAAGGUAGUCAAGGACGUGACAGCGGCCUGCAAAUCUACUGGGUUCUUCCAGAUCAGGGGCCACGGGGUCCCAGCCCAGCUCCGCAGGGCCCUUUUCGAAGCGUCCAGGAAUUUCUUCGCGCUCCCCCUCGGAGAAAAGAUAAAACUCGAUGCGCGAAAGAAUGUAGGGUUCCGUGGCUACGAUGUCAUGGAGUCGCAGUCUUACGAGCCGGGUGCCGAUGCCGGGCUGGACGUCGUGCGCGACAUGAAAGAGGGUUUCUUCGCAUCCACAGACUUUCCGCUUGACCAUCCCCGCGUGAAGAGCGGUCGCUUCCUCCAGGGCCCCAAUGUCUGGCCCGCACCAGAGCUCAUCGCGCAUGAACAAUUCGGUGCUGUCAUCGAAGACUACCGCCGAGAGAUGCUGCGCUUGUCCCGUGUGGUCCUAGACCUCAUUGCAGCGACAUUGCCUUAUGGGCCUCAUGUGUUUGAUGAGCUUUUAUCUGACGAUCCGAUGUGCCUGGUCCGCCUGCUACACUACCCACCGGAUCCACCGACAAACGGGAAGGCAGGCAAGAACCAGCUUGGAAGUGGAGAGCAUACAGACUUCGGCAUUAUCACCCUCUUGCUCCAGGACGAUCAUCCCGGCUUGGAGGUUCUUGAUGAAGAGACGGGUGCCUGGGUCGGGGUACCGCCUCAGGAGGAUGUUUACAUCGUCAACAUAGCCGAUAUGAUGUCCAUGCUCACAGCAGGAGACUAUAAGAGCAGUGUGCACCGUGUCAGAAAUCAAGGGGAGGAAGAUAGGUAUAGUGUAGUGUUCUUUUUCGACGGCAAACUGGACUAUAAACUGAAAAGACUGGAUGGUCACGAUGACGUCGAUGAAGCCGGCCGUCAUAUCCCUACUGUCGAAGAACAUGCGGCAAUCCGUAUGACGGGUAGCUACCGCACCGUCGUAGCAUAA